AUGGUACUGGAGAGCCGACUGGCUGACCUGCUACAAGGGCAGGCCAAAAAGUUUAUUCAUGGCUUCAAUGCGGAGCACCUCAAUCUAGGCCUUUUAAGUGGCUACCUAGAGCUUCGAAAUUUGGCGCUAAACCCCGAGCCUGUCGAUGAGCUGAUGCUCGGGAGCGACCUGCCUUUUGUUCUGAAGGCAGGAACGCUUUCCUCGGCCAUGCUGCAGUUGUCCAUCAUACAAGGCGAACUGGAGAUCAUCGUGGACGGGCUUGUCCUCGUGCUUGCUCCAGCAUGCAGAUGGCUUAGCCGAGAGGAGGUGUACCAGCACCGCACCAACGAAAUGGAACGCUUAGAGUUUGUGCACAUGCGGAGCCAGACCCAACGGCGGACCCUAGAACGCGAGAUGUUUCGGAAAUUGUUUGCUGAUUAUUUGUCGCGCAUCAAAAUCACAGUCAAAAAUGUGCAUGUGAGACUGGAGAUCGAGGGCGAGCUGGUUGAUGGUCCCUCAGGCCCUCCGCUGGCUCUUGGAUUGCUGGUUUCUGCGUGCGAUGUUACUCCUGUUGCUACAGAGAACCAGAAUGGCGAGGAGGUUCGCAAGUCUGAGCUUCUGCUGGCCGAAAAUGUUAGUCUACGAGGUUUGCAACUCUACCAAGAAUUGGCAGGCGACUUUGGAAUCUUCCAGAAGCUUUCUCAAGCCGAGCGGGAGCUCAUGCCGUCCACAGACAUGGCCAUCAAGGUGGACCUGAAGUCCCAGGCAUUGUACACCGACUGUCAUGUGGAAAACUGCUUGACACUGGAGGUCGCCCUUUGCCUGCAGAAUCUUUCUCGAUUUCGUUUCACGGCCAGCAUUGUCGAAGGCAUCCGUUGGCUUGUCCGAAGGACUUUGGACUUCCAGAUGUGGCCAUUCCUGCAUGCGCUGCAUGGCAAGCCUGCCAAUGGGCGUGGCAGAUGGCACGUAAUUCGCAGCUUCGUUGCCCUAAAGCGGCGAAUACAGUCGAAUGCCUAUGCGCUGCAAGAUGCAAUUCGAAUGCGAAUCAACUGCAAGGAGUAUAUCCGGUUGUACAAGAAAAAGUUCAAUGGUCCUCAGAGUACUUUUGCCUGGCGUCGAUCUCUCCCAGCGUUGACGGCAGAGGAUGCAACAACACUUGGCUUGAUUGAAUUGUCCUAUCCGGCCGACAAGCUCGUCAACUUUCGGUUAAUGGCACAGACGGAGAUGAAGACUGAAACCUCCAUCAAUUGUUAUGCGGAAGAAGGGGCCAUGCCUGCAAGGAGUCCCAGGUCGAACCUGUCCUGGCAGGUGCGCGAGCUCACGCCGAUGGAGCAGCUCCAUUUGCACGGCCAGCAUGGAUUUGGGACAAAUAUUUUCCGCGGUUUGCCUCCUCCGCCAUCAAACCUGAAGGUCCGCAUCGACAUCGUCGCCCCCGACGGCUUAUGGUGGGUUUGCAAUUUGGGUACGGCAGAGGGACCCAGACCAGCUGAUGGCAGUUGGGCUGUGGCUGCGGACUCACGGCAGCCCAUACGACUGCUCUUGGUUGACAGCGUCACGGACAACAGUGUCUUCGCCACUGUGGAAGUGCCUCGUGCAAAGAGGGGGGACCGUCCAGUGGCCUUGCUGCUCGGGCGGACAGAGGAGGCUUUUGCUUCCGGCUCUCCUGGCCGACGAGUCGGCCUCGACGAAGGCCAGGGGGGCAAAGGCGCAGCAGAGUGGUGCUCAGUGCUGGAGUUCGACGGCUCCAUCUGCUGCUGGGGACAGGUAAAGACGGUGCCAAUGUGCGCUUCCCACAGCCCUUGGGACAUCUUUGCCAGCUUCAGCUGUGGCUCCGCGAUUGACCACGAGCUCCGCCGGAGCGACACCAGCUUUGGGAGGAUCUCUCCAAUUGAAGAGGUUGUCAGCGGCUUUUCGAAGCGAAGCAGCAGCACAGCAAGCCAUGCUUCAACGCGAGAAGAGGACGCCUACGUGAGGCUGAACUUGCCUCUCCGCAUGGGCAGCGGACAGGAGGGCCCCCUGGUAGAGUUCUUGCGCUGGUGCCUGACUCUUUCGCAAAAGUUGACGUGGCCAUACACAGGAUCCCAGUCCGCCCUGGCCUACUUUGCUGUGCUGGUCCGAAGUGGCUAUGACCUUGCUGCACUUCGAGCACACCUCUCCUUGCCGCCGCUCCUACUGAGAGGUGUCAGCAGCGUGAGCAGCGCCGACGUGGAGCCCGAGAACGCCACAAAGCCGCUGUGCCUGCCGCGACUGGAGGCGGCCUGCCACGUGGAGCACGGAGGUCUGGUCGAUGGCUUUGUCGUGGGAAUGCACAACCUCUACAACUUCGCCAACAUGGUGGCGAUGAUGCCAGCAAUGAAGCGCCCGCAGGCGGCCAGCACGGUCCCAGUCCCGAUGGGUCGGCGCCACGGCAGCGCCCAACCUUUGUCGCUCGAACCGCUGCAGCAGGCUCCACCGGUGCUGCUGGCGAUGGGAGCGUUGCUGACGGCAAUGGCGCUGGUGCUUUCCGGGCUUUCCGGUGGUUGCAAGAGGCAGGCGACGAACGUCGCAGCGUCUGCAGCGGAGAUGCGACGAGCUGAGCUGCUUGCCGUGACCCAACACCAUGGCCUAGCAGGGUGCGUUCCCCUCUCAGCUGGCCCAGGUGAUCCACUUGCAGGUAUCACGUUGAUGUCCACAUUGCUUGCUGUUAUUCUUGGACGCCGAGUGCUGUGGGACCAGCAAAGCUCCAAGUCCAGAGACUCCAGCGAUGUCUCCGAGGUCUUUCGGUUCUUCGCUGCAACUUUGCAAGUGCUGCUGGUCAUGGGCUUUCCAGUACAUCGCUGUUGCUUGCCUUUGGCGGCCUGGGUCGGCUCUGUGGAGUUGCUGGAAGUUCUCACCGAAGGAUGCAGAGAAGUGCCAAGAGGGAUUGCUGUGGACGAUCUCAUGCUGUGGGCGGCACGUGGCAUAUACGCCAACCCACUGAUCAGCCAAUCGCAGGUCCUUUCCUGGCUGACCGACCGUCAUGCGGAUCCGAAUUAUCGGGACUCGUCAGGAAAAUCUGUCCUGGACUGGGCAUGCUGGGCUGGAUGCGAGGAGCUGGUGACUCAGCUCCUGCGGCGUGGCCGCGUGCGGCCCACCGCCCUCACCGGAGAAGCUGGGCUCACACAGUUUGUGCAGCCCCUGCUGUUGGCUGCGGCCAGCCGCUCGACGAAGCUCGUGCGACUGUUGCUUCGCGCUGCAGGUGAUCCGCAUGCUGCCCCAACAGGCGAUAGCAACGGCCAUGCAUGUGGUCCCUUGCUGCUGGCGGUGAGAUGCUGUGAAUAUGAGCUCGCCUGUGAGGUCUUGAAGAGCGCCGCCUGUAUCAACGUAGAGAUGGCCCUUGGAGCUGCGAGUCCGGGCAAGCGGGAUCGCGGGUCAAACCUGCCAAACCCUCCCGAGGAGGAGAAGCCGGCAGGCCAUGCGACCCGCGCUACCUUCGUGCUCGUGGAGUCCCUGCGGCGCUUCGCCAGCGGUCUCCAGCGGCGGAACGUGGAGGAGGUGGCACUGACUGGUCUGCGGGCACAUGUACCGGGCCCACAUCCCGACGAAUGCCUUUACUCCACUUGCAGCAUGCCGGUGGGCGAUGUCCUGCACCCCCUGGCGGCACAGCUCCCCACGCCAAUGCACCGCGUCCCGCUGGAGCGCCGGCCAGGGCUGCUGCCGUUGCCAUGGCUGAGGGGUGGAGAUGAUCCCUGGGGACCAGCGCGGCUAUUGGUGGAGUGUCUGCUGCAGCGGGGCUUUCAGCCAGAUGAAGCUUUUCUGUCCAAAGUGACACCCGCCUUGCCACCAGAUGUACAGGUCUUGACAAGGCGAUUGUGCUCUGAGGAAGAUUGCCUUCAGCCGCUGCCGACGCUUCUGGCAGAUAUUCUGUCCGAGAGGAGGGUGGACCACAUGGUGAAGGGCAGUGGUCAUCCUGCAAUGUACCCUACUUCUACAUCUGUCCACUGGCAAGAUGUCAACGGAGGCGGCAAGAAGGACAUGUUUUUCUCGAAGGAGCUCUUGAGACCCUGGCCUUCCUUCGGACAUGAGGAGACUUCGGCUGAGAUGCUUUUCGGGCACGAGGCCCAUGAAACGAAGGGCCUGGCAAGUGCCACAGACUACAUGAAGGCAGGGGCGUGGAGUCCGACUGCCAUCCGUACGGGCUGGCAAGAGCAGCCGGAAGAGGCAUCGCAAAUGCCAGCCAUUCGUGUGGUGGUCUUGGGAGCCCCGCGAGUGGGCAAGAGUAGCGUGGCUCGGGUCUUGGCCGACUACUUGGGCUUUAGCUACGAGGAGGAAGCCGGCGCCUGGCUGCGGGUGGUCCGUGGUCAUUGGCCCAACUCCGGUGCAAAACCUGUUGUGCAGGUCUACAUCUGGGACACCAUGUCCACUUUGGGCCCGAACCUACCGCACUUGGUCACAGAUCCGGACGCUUCAACCUUCGUGGUGGCGGUUGUGGACGAGUCGAACAGCGAAGCGGCAGCCAUGGCGCGGAAGUGUGUUUUUGCAGAUUCUCAGUUCUCGGCUCCCAGGCGAGCUCUGAUUGUAGAGAACAUCUUCUUCAACAAUGGCAAGGGGCCCUUCGAGGAGGGAAGCGAGGGCGGCCUGCAAAUGCUGCGGACGCUGCGCUGCAAUGUCGCCGAGCAGGAGGGCCAGAGCAGCCUGAAGAGGGUGUUUGGCAAGAUGAUUGCGGACAUGGCUGGGCAAAUCGAGGCCCGCGCCGAGGCCUCGCUGGGCGAAGUCGGUCAGCUGGCGCCCUUGGCGCCUUGCGGUCAGGGGGACCUGCGAAGCGUCUUGACGAGGGACACGGCCCUGGUCUGUGGCGGCUCGCGGAAGAGCCUCGGUCGGCGGGCCUUGGCGUACAGGCUGCAGGGGGACUCCACCUACGUGGACCCAACAGCUGCCUCCAUCGCAUGGGCGGCAGUUUGCGCAGCACGGAGCACGCUGCCCCAGGAGGUGAAUUGGCUCACUGGGUCCGCUCCUAGCUCGAGCAGCACGGGUCCGUGGCAAGCAGCUCUGGUCUCUUGGGAGCGCUUGGAGACGAUCCUAACACUAGGCCACGGCAGCCGCCAGUCGUCUGCAACGCUCGGCAGAGCCUUGAUUGACCUCGGCCUCAUUUGUCCAGUGCCGGGGCUGGACAAGGCUUGGCGAGACCGUGACAAGAUGGUGUUGAAUGCAGUCCUGAUUCCCGACUUUGCCCCCCGGCUGAAGCCAGGUGCAUCCGUGGCAGAGCUGUUGCGCCCAGCUCAUGAGAGAGGGCGUGCGCAGCAAGCCUACGUUCGGGUAUUGUGGACUGAUGUGAAGCAUGGCGUUCCAAAGCAGUCGCCACCCUCACUUCGGAUCGCACUGCGAGACCUGCUGGCAAAUGGUGCCUUGGGAUAUGCCUCUCAGAAGAGCUUGGUGCUCCACUACUUCGCCUUGCUGGACUGCGAUGCCCGAGCUGACACUUCAGAUCUGGAGCCUGGCUUCAUCCUGGCCUUUGACCUUGAGACGAAACCCUCACAGGACUCGCAGCUCCAUGAGGCACUGGUAGAGAUGAGGUCCGAAUCACCCGAGUGCGGGCUCUCGGCCGGGCUCGCGGACCUCAUUGCUGCGCAUCCUGGUCAGGGCCUGACCUUUGUGCUCGUCCGCACCUCCAGUGAUCCGACACAAAGAUUCUGGGACAUCCUGUGCAGUGGCCCGCAUGCCUACUGGGCCUGGCACGCGCUGCUGCAGGCGGGUCAUGGCUCCAAGCCCACUUUCACGGGCUUCAGCAAGUUGAGGGAGCAUGGCAAAGUUGAGGAAGGCGACUUCCCACUCCCGAGCUGUCUGCUGUCUGCCUCAUCACUGAAGUGUACAGAUCUCGACCUAAGUGAUGUGAGUCCAGAUGAGCUAGCGGCUGUGGCGUGGCUGCUCUGUGGCCCACAAGCCAAGGAAGCAAGGGAUCGCUUGACAAUGGCCAUAGAGGCCCAGUCAUGGUCAAGCUGGAGCUGCUGCUCGGCCCUGUGCCGUGCGAGGGUGCCAUCCUUUAACUUCACGGGGACGUUGGCAUGCUGCGCUGAGUUUGAGGCCUGCUUACUUGCAAGAAACUGGCAUGAGAUGCCUUAUCUCUUGAACGAGGCUUUGUCCUCUGGAGUUGAAGCAUGGGCACUCUGUGUCACAGCUCUUGCCCGUCUUGCGCGUGACACUGCGGCCGCUGCAGCCAGCGGUGGCUGCAAGCUACCCCUUCUAAACUCCAGUGAAGACGAGCACGUUCACUCUGCUCACUCGCGAGUGACGCUCCUCCCAGAAGGUCCGCAGCUGCUCCGAAACGAGGAGUACGAGGAUCUCUCGUCACCGCUUUUGACAGGGACCGAUGUCACUUCAGCCGUCCAGGUGUGGCUUGCUGUCUGCAGGCCCUGUGCUCUUUGGAUCAUGGCCGGAGCUGCGAAGAGAUAUUGCCCACCGGUGCAUCCUCCAGGGCCAGAUAAGCCAGGUCUUGUCUCAGAGAUCGUCAAAGCCUUGAAAGUGGCAGUUGGCACCUUUGUGUCUGACGUGGUGGUGUCUGAUGUGUGGGACGCACUCAAGCAGAAAAGCUCUUCCGGACGCUUGCUGCUUCCGAGACCAGGUGGUGGCUGGCUUUGGAUCGAGCCUGAGAAGACCAACUGGUUCGCAGUCGAGUCUGAGUUGUCAUAG
This is a messenger RNA of Symbiodinium natans, 6624 nucleotides long. The record is from the annotation of a GenBank genome assembly. NCBI's taxonomy places the organism in Eukaryota, Dinophyceae, Suessiales, Symbiodiniaceae.